This is a messenger RNA of Gossypium raimondii (Peruvian cotton), 1969 nucleotides long. Its product is annotated as peroxisome biogenesis protein 16. The record is from RefSeq and is a predicted model, not a curated record. Gene Ontology annotation, biological process: peroxisome organization. NCBI's taxonomy places the organism in Eukaryota, Viridiplantae, Streptophyta, Magnoliopsida, Malvales, Malvaceae. The transcript has 8 exons. Gene Ontology annotation, cellular component: peroxisomal membrane. Bases 492 to 1613 code for a protein of 373 amino acids.
UUCAUGAUUUUGUGAAAGUCAAUAACUCAUUCGGGUGCACACAAAGCCGAUAUCCUGUCAUCUCCCUCUUUCUGUCUUUUCUGAGUUUCUCCUUUUUAUGAUCCUCUGUUUUUUCAUUACCUCAAUGGCCUACCGCUAAAAUUCGUGGUCUCCCACAUCAUAUCGAAUCCGAAUUCAGUGAUCCAACACAAUCCAAUCAUCAACGCUCGAGGUUCAGCACCCAAUUUUAGUAACAAAGAGGCACACCUCGUAGCCCUCGCACUUUCCCUAUCUCCAACUUAUCCUCAACAUUCUUCCAUUUUCCUCUGCGGAAUUGAGUCAACGGUUGAAUUGCAAAAAAAAGGUUUACUGAUUGGGUAUUUGCGAAUCUGGGUUUCUUCCGAAUUUCCAAAAUUUUGAUAAGAUUGAGCAUGAAUUGGCUUGAGAGUGGCUCCGCGAGCUAGGGUUUCGAAACUUUUGAAUUGGAUUUUUUUUUUAUUACCUGAUAAAGUAUGUGCGAAUCAAUGGAGGCUUAUAAGACAUGGGUUAGGAGGAACAAAGACUACGUACACUCUUUGGAGUCUCUUGCCAAUGGAUUGACGUGGCUUCUUCCCGAACGGUUCUCCACUUCAGAGAUAGGGCCAGAAGCAGUAACUGCAAUUUUGGGCAUAGUCACCGCCAUCAAUGAGCAUAUAAUCGAUACUACUCCUUCUGAGAGGCAUCCUGGCUCUGCUGAUCCUUUAUCAUUCCCUUAUGGGUUGUGCAUAUCUGCACUAAAGGACUUGGAAACUUUGGUCGAAGUUAUCGCUGAGCAAUACUAUGGUGAUAAGAAAUGGAAUUUCAUUGCUGUUACAGAAGCUAUCAAGGUGAUUGUUAGAUUAGCUUUAUUUCGGAACAGUGGAUAUAAAAUGCUUCUUCAUGGAGGAGAGACUCCAAAUGUUGAAAUAAGUUCAGACGAUACAGGUUCACAACAUAGAAUCGGAGGUUUCCCUAGGCCUGGAGGUCAUCACCAUGGAGCUGGUUUGUUACAAAACAAUCAUGGGUCAAACCCAUGGACUAUUGAACGAAGGGCAUUGUCUGCUUUGAGCAGAUUUGGAGAGAGUGCUAGGAUGGUGUCUGACCCUGUAUGGUUCCAGAGAAUUCAACAACAGCAUGCUAUUAUGGCGCCUCCAACUUCAGUUAUUAAAAGGCCUACUCUUUCCAUGAUUUUGUCGGAGAAGGGUGUUAAUGGAGCUUUAUUUGUUCUAGGGGAGAUCCUGUUUAUUACAAGACCACUUAUUUAUGUUUUGUUCAUUAGAAGAUACGGAAUUAGGUCAUGGAUUCCUUGGUUUCUUUCUCUGGGUGUGGACUUCAUUGGAUACGGCUUUCUAUCACAUGUUACAAAAUCCAGGAUGGUUGAAAGAGAACAAUGGUUCCAUCUUUCUGCCUCUGAAAAGGAUGAGGUUAAACGACGGAAACUGUUGUGGGCACUUUACCUCAUGAGAGAACCAUUCUUUAGCAAGUAUACCAGGCAAAAGCUUGCCAGCACUGAAAGCCUAUUGGAGCCGGUUCCUUUAAUUGGGACUCUAACAUCAAAACUGGUUGAGCUUAUAAUUGGAGCUCAGACAAGGUACACGUACAUGUCGGGAUCUUAAGAAUGCAGCCGCGCAAGUGCUUCAUGGUUUUGUUGCUGUUGUAUUUCUUUUAACCAUACAAAAGCAAAGAAGCAGUAGUUGAUAACUUACAAUCAAUUUUCUGUUACGUUGUUCCGUCUCAAGCCAGGCACAACAAGAAGAAGUUAGUCUCUGCUCAUUGAUGCAAAACAAGAGAACAGGACAUUAGUAUGUAAAAGGUGGGGGCAUUUGUUUGAGGAGUUUAGUUUUGUUUGCUCUCGUGUAUUGUACUGUUUCAUCCAUGCAGCGGAUGGAUUUCUUCUACUUGUUUGAAGAAUUUUGGUUCUGUUUGAUUGGAAAUCCCAAGAAUUCAAUUUGUGUUCUUAGUUCUUACAAAA